Messenger RNA from Callorhinus ursinus (northern fur seal), 1671 nucleotides. The record is from RefSeq and is a predicted model, not a curated record. NCBI's taxonomy places the organism in Eukaryota, Metazoa, Chordata, Mammalia, Carnivora, Otariidae.
GCCUGCCCGGACGGCGCGUUCUGUGAGGCGCGGGCGCGCGAGGGGGCCUGCGGCGCUGCGCGAUAAAAGAAUGGCACAUUCCUUUGCAUCAAAGACCUUCACUGCACUUUCAGAUCUGCAUCCAAAUAUGGCUAAUCUGAAAAUAAUUGGUAUAGUUAUUGGGAAAACAGAUGUCAAAGGCUUUCCAGACAGAAAAAAUAUCGGAUCAGAGAGGUACACUUUCAGUUUUACCAUUCGGGACUCACCAACCCAUUUUGUUAAUGCAACGUCCUGGGGCAGCGAAGGUUACAUCAGGUCGCUUUCUGACAGCUUUAGGGUUGGUGAGUGCGUGAUAAUUGAAAAUCCCCUGAUUCAAAGAAAGGAAUUAGAAAGAGAAGAAAAAUUCAGCCCUGCCACUCCUGGCAACUGUAAACUAUUGCUCAGUGAGAAUCACUCCAUGGUAAAAGUUUGUUCCGGUUACCAAGUGGACAACAAGCUCCUUGCUUUGAUAUACUUACCUGUUAAAGAGUCUCGUGAUUUUUAUUCAUUGGGUGACAUUGUUGCAAACGGAUGCAGUCUGGAUGGGAGGAUUAUUAAUGUGCUUGCGGCAGUGAGGUCGGUUGGAGAGCCAAAAUACUUUACAACUUCAGACCGGAGAAAAGGCCAGAGGUGUGAGGUGAAGCUCUAUGAUGAGACAGAGUCUUCUUUUGCAAUGAUAUGUUGGGAUAAUGAAUCUAUCCUGGUUGCACAGAGCUGGGUGCCACGAGACACAGUAAUAUUUGCCUCAGACGUAAGAAUAAGUUUUGACAAAUUUCGGAACUGCAUGACAGCAACUGUAAUCUCAAAAACCAUUAUUACGACCAAUCCAGAUACCCCAGAAGCUAACAUCCUACUGAAUUUUAUAAGAGAAAAUAAAGAAACAAAUCCUCUGGAUGAUGAGAUCGACAGUUAUUUGAAAGAAUCUAUAAAUUUAAAUACAAUAGUUGAUGUCUAUACAGUUGAGCAAUUAAAGGUAAAAGCUUCAAAGAACGAAGGGAAGGCUGACCCUUUCUACGGCAUUCUUUAUGCUUUCAUUUCUACACUGAACAUUGAUGAUGACAGCACAACAGUAGUUCGACACCGAUGCUCCGGCUGUGGUUACGUUGUAAAGGAAGCAUCCAGCACUUGUACUGCUUGCAACAAAGAUUCUUUUGAAUUUAAAUCUGUUUUUCUCAGCUUCCACUUGCUAAUUGACCUCACUGACCACACAGGUACCCUCCAUGCCUGCAGUCUUACAGGAAGGGUUGCUGAGGAGACUUUAGGCUGCACGUUUUUUUUAUCACACAGAGCAAGGGGUGGAUUGAGAAUUAGUGUGCUCUCAUGUAAGCUCGCAGACCCUAUUGAGGCAAGUAGGAAUUUGUCUGGACAAGGAAAUAUUUAAAACAAGAUACUUUAAACUUUGGACAAGAAUAUGAGUUACAACUCUCUUGAAAGUAGAAAAUGAGUUUGAAAAUUAUGGAUAAAAUUGUAUUUUCAAAGGUGGUAAAAAUGUUUAUAAAUUGUUAUUGUGUUUCCUUCUGGAGUUGGUUAGGGGGUAAGUCUUAAAAUCUCUCAUUCACCCCAGCUCCUUUCUUAGAAGGCUUUUUCUGCUGACUUUGCCCUCUCUCCCCAAGUUGGAAAAUGUUUGCGUGAAUUAAUAAAUAAAUUUAAUCU